Messenger RNA from Notodromas monacha, 3639 nucleotides. Lineage: Eukaryota; Metazoa; Arthropoda; Ostracoda; Podocopida; Cyprididae. The record is from the annotation of a GenBank genome assembly.
AUGGUGCUAAUUUCUUCUUCCUAUGCCCGGAGGGGGAGUUGCUACACGGAGGCUGUUCUCGGCUCCUGCAGAAACCCCCUGCAAUUUCAGCUGACGAAACUGGAUUGUUGUUGCGCUGAGAAUAUCGGAAAGGGAUGGGGAAAGGAUGUUUGCGAACCCUGUCCUCAGCCGGGUGAAGAUGGAUACGAGCGAAUGUGCGGCGAAUCUCCGAAACGCCUUCGACACCUGAUCGACGAAUGUGCUUUAAAGCCUGACAUCUGUGGAGGCGGCGAGUGCAUCGAUUUACCGAAGGGUUACAUGUGCGAUUGCCUUCCCGGCUAUACCAAUGUCACGGCGAAAGACGGCAAUUAUUGUGAAGAUGUCGAUGAGUGUCGAGAGGACCGGAAGUUAUGCGAGAAUGGCAAGUGUCGAAAUCUUGCGGGAGGGUUCCAGUGUAUUUGCGACCACGGCUACAAGGUGUCGCCUGAUGGUUCAAUGUGCCUCGACAUUGACGAGUGCAGUUCCCGCGGUGUCUGUGAGAACGGCCGAUGUCACAACUCUCCGGGUGACUACAGCUGUAUUUGCAACCCAGGGUUUCGGUCUCCAAACGGCAUCCACUGUCUCGACGUGGAUGAAUGCCAACAGAAGCCCUGUGUCGGAGGCCAGUGCGAGAAUGUUCCCGGCAGUUUCCGGUGCAUCUGCGAGCCUGGAUUUUCUCUCAGCUCCGAUGGAAAAACUUGCCUAGACACCCGCGAAGGCUACUGCUAUGCCGCUUUCGAAAAUGGCAAUUGCCAGAAGCCGUCCAGGGCGAUCAUGACCAAAUCCAUGUGCUGCUGCGGGGCUGAUACGGAAACUAUGCAAGCGUGGGGGUCGACGCAAUGCGAGCUGUGUCCGUUGCUCGGGAGUGCCGAUUAUUCCCGCCUGUGUCCGUUCGGGCCCGGCAAAGGAUUCAGUGGCAAUGAUAUCAACGAGUGUUACCAGUAUCCGAGCAUUUGCGAGAACGGAUCGUGUGAGAACAUGGUCGGCACUUACAGAUGCAGCUGUUACCCGGGCUAUGCAUUGGAACCCAAUGGCAAGAAGUGCGUAAAUGUCGACGAAUGCUCCGAAGAACCUGGCCGAUGCCACGGUGGUCAAUGCAUCGACACUCCGGGAAGCUUCAAGUGCGUCUGCCCCGAGGGCACACAACUGAACGCGUCAGGGUCGUGCGAGGAUAUCGACGAAUGCGUCCGACACGGGUCGUCCACGUCAGGGCUUUGUCUCGGCGGAAACUGCAUCAAUCUUCCGGGGUCUUACAGAUGUACAUGUGCGGAAGGAUACGUGCUUGACCCAACCGGCAACAUUUGUCUCGGUGAGGCCGCUGCUCUCCCAGGACUUAUAUCGACAGCGAUCGAUCUCCCGGAUAAUAGAAAAGGAUCGUGCUGGUUCACUGUGCGGAACGGCAGAUGUGAAAAUAACGUCGACAGACUGAUUCUCAAGUCUGAGUGCUGCUGCUCCGUGGGACAAGCUUGGGGUUCUCCGUGCAAAAUAUGUGACAGGUCUGACUGUGAUUGUGACAUCGGAUUUUCAAAGUACGACGGCCGGGAAUGCACGGACAUCAACGAAUGCGAGAUGGACUCGGAAAUUUGCAAGGGCGGAGGGAAGUGCAUCAACACUGAAGGUUCUUUCUUCUGCCAGUGCCCCGAAGGCAUGUCGAUAGACGCAACAAGCCGGACGUGCAUCGACAACCGGGAAGAAACCUGCUUCCUGGACUUCCGCAACGGCUGCGCGGAUCCGCUGCCGGGGGUCUACAAACGAGCCGACUGCUGCUGUACCAUGGUCGGUCAAGCCUGGGGUCAGAUUUCAAUUCCAAUCCCGUCCCCGAGCACCUGUCGACGGGGCGUAAUUGAAUCGCUUGGUUUUGCUCGUCAUGCAGGCGACAGGUGCAAGAUGUGCCCGCAACCCGGGACGAAGCAGUUCGAAGACCUGUGCCCCGACGGGAUUGGGAUCGUGAACGGAGCCGACGUUAACGAGUGCGCUCUCAUUCCCGACAUUUGCCGGAACGGGAAGUGCAGGAAUAUCCGGGGAUCUUUCGAAUGCAUAUGCAACCCGGGCUACACGCCCGAUCAAGAGAAGCUCAACUGCGUGGACUACGAUGAAUGCAAAAUAAUGACGGGGGUGUGCGGGAACGGCACAUGCCGAAACAACGACGGCGGCUUCAGAUGCGACUGCGAUCGUGGAUAUGAAUCUAUGGAGGAAAUGCAGCCUUGCUUCGACUACGAUGAAUGCAAAAUAAUGACGGGGGUGUGCGGGAACGGCACAUGCCGAAACAACGACGGCGGCUUCAGAUGCGACUGCGAUCGUGGAUAUGAAUCCAUGGAGGAAAUGCAGCCCUGCUUCGAUAUCGAUGAAUGCAAAGCGAUCGUCGGGCUAUGUCGAGGAGGGGUAUGUAUUAAUAACCCUGGCAGUUUCCAGUGCAGAUGUCCUCCGGGACACGAAAUCUCGGCGGAUGGAACUACUUGCGAAGACAUCAAUGAAUGCAUGGAUAACAACGGCGGCUGCCUCGAGAUUUGUGAAAACACAGUGGGAAGCUUUAGCUGCUCCUGUCGAAGUGGUUACGAGCUUCUUCGUGACGGAAAAAGUUGCGAAGAUGUGAACGAGUGCGCCGUCAACCCGCGGAUUUGUCACGGAGGCGACUGUGUGAAUACAGACGGGUCCUACACCUGCUUCUGCCACGUCGGUUUCGUCCCGUCAGGCAACGGACAGCGAUGCGAGGACAUGAACGAAUGUCUCGGGAGUCAAAUAUGCGGCAAAGGAAACUGCAUCAACACCCUUGGCUCGUACCAAUGCGACUGCCUGCCCGGCUACGGUAUUCCCCACGGUGGAGACAAAUGCGUAGAUGAAGAUGAGUGUGCUUUGCGGAUCCACAACUGCGACCCGCACGCUAAUUGCACCAACACCGCUGGCUCCUUUUCCUGCAACUGCCUGGAAGGUUUCCGUGGAAGCGGGGAAGAGUGCAGGAAUAUUGACGAGUGUUUGAUGAACCAAGGAAAUUGCCAUCAGCACGCAAGGUGCAUGGACACGGAGGGUUCCUACAAGUGCAUUUGCGAUGAGGGUUUCGAAGGGAACGGGUUCUUCUGUCAAGAUGUGGACGAGUGCAAAAAUCAGGCUUUGUGCAGGUACGGGAAAUGCCAAAACUUGCCUGGCUCCUUCUAUUGCGAAUGCGAUUUGGGAUUCUCAAACCCCGUCAUCGAUGGCGAAGAGGACAAGCAAUCUUGCCAGGACGUAGACGAAUGCUCAAACUUCAGGGAAAUUUGCGUGAACGGACGAUGUGAAAACGUAAUCGGAUCGUUCAAGUGCAUUUGCGAUCGAGGCUUCAAGUUGGACGAGCUCAAAGGGAAUUGCACGGAUAUUGACGAGUGCGAGAACGCGCAACAAUGCUCGCAAGGGGAUUGCAAGAACUCUAUCGGAUCCUUCGAAUGCUUCUGUCCAUCGGGCUACUCUCUCAAUAUUGCACGCACUGCGUGUGUCGGUGAGUCUUCAUCCUUCAGUCCAGCAUUAGACAGACGGGACGAAGGACCGGGGUGUCCGAGUGCGUUUCCAGGCCCAGGAGACCAACCUGCGGUGAUGGAUCGCCGGGGACUCCGUGUCUUUGUCGCUUUUAAUUCUUCUUACCGCGUCUGA